Cyphomyrmex costatus is the source of this 2025-nucleotide messenger RNA. Its product is annotated as aminopeptidase Ey-like. Gene Ontology annotation, biological process: proteolysis; peptide catabolic process. The transcript is spliced from 9 exons. Lineage: Eukaryota; Metazoa; Arthropoda; Insecta; Hymenoptera; Formicidae. The record is from RefSeq and is a predicted model, not a curated record. Gene Ontology annotation, cellular component: membrane; cytoplasm. Gene Ontology annotation, molecular function: peptide binding; metalloaminopeptidase activity; zinc ion binding.
AUGCUUGCGACACAAUGUUAUCCAAUUGGUGCUCGACAUGUAUUUCCAUGUUUCGAUAACCCAUCAUUUAAGGCAACUUUUAACAUUUCUAUAAAGCAUUCUGAUCAUUAUAUGGUACUGUCGAAUAUGCCAGUACGAAAUACAAGUAGAGUUAGUAAUACCAUGGAAUGGACACACUUCCAUCAAACUCCCGUAAUGUCCACUUAUCUUGUGGCGAUCAUGCUGACCCAAUUUCCUAGGACUUCUGUCAAAGAAAUAAAAUUUAUACAUCGUACACUACAAUCGGCACUCGAUACAGAAUUUGCACAAAAAGUUAUUCAGAAUAUAAGUUUAUAUUUCGAAUCUGAAUGGCUAUGUUUCCAAAAGCUUCCAAAAGUGGACCAUGUUGUAAUACCAAAUUUCCUACGCAAUGGUGUGGAAUAUUGGGGACUUAUUUAUUAUAGGGAAUCAGCUAUUAUCUGUAAUGAAGAAUUCGAAUCUGUUGGACGCAAAGUAGACGUCGCGCGUCUAAUAGCACAAAAAAUAGCAUAUCAAUGGUAUGGUAAUCUCAUUAGCCCUCUUUGGUGGUCUGAUGCGUGGCUGUAUGAAGGUCUGACAACGAUACUUGCAGCAGAUGCUAUUAAUAAAGUUGACCUCUAUAUACAGUUAUAUUUAUAUAAAAAUUAUUUACUGGAUAGCUUUGAUGUAGAGGAUAUGAUGGAUAGUUGGAUUUAUUCAUCAAAACGUCCUGUGUUAAAAAUGACAAAGAAUGAUUCUAAAUCAGUGGUGAUUUCGGUGGAAGAUAAUUAUUUGCGGCAUGAAACAAAGCCAUGGAUACCUGUUACACGAGUUACAUUGAAACACGAUUUUGAAAUGUAUAGGGAUCCUGAUGUCAUAUGGCUAAAGCCAACCAAUGAUCGCACUAAAUCAUAUACUAAUUAUAUAAUCGAUAGCAAUUUUCAUUGGAUAAUACUCAAUGUAGAACAAGCUGGAUAUUAUCGCGUUAAUUAUGAAACUGACAAUUGGCGAAACAUUGCAAAUUACUUGAAUGAUAUCAAUAAUUAUACAAAUAUACAUGUUCUCAAUCGUGCUCAACUUAUUGAUGAUGCUUUUUAUUUUCUUAAUAUUGGACAACUUCAAUUGUCCGUAUUUCUUAAUCUUGCGGAAUAUCUACAAAUUAUUUCAAGCAAAUCUCAAAAAAUAUAAUAUACAGGGUGUUUAACAAGUAAUGAAAAUAUAAAAUAUGCUUUGAUCAAACUCCUUCAUAAGAUUGGGUUUCAAGAAAAUAUUGUGGAUGACGACCUUACUAAAUCUUUAAGACAAGAAGCUGCAAGAUGGUUAUGUACUUUCAACGUAAUGCAUUGUAUACGUAAUGCCUAUCUUAUGUUGAAAUAUCAUCUUGAAAAUCUUCAUUCGCACAAAAUUUCACCAUGGUGGAAAAAAUGGGUAUUUUGUAACGGUCUUUCGUUCUCUGACUCUAAUGACGAAGCUUGGUUGUUUAUGUUGAAAGAAUGGAAAGAUUCUAAUGAUACGACAAUAAUGAAAUAUGUAUCUUGCAGUAGAUCUGCUUAUGCUAUGUACAAUUAUAUUAACCUAACAAAUAAUGCAUCAGAAAAUUGUAAUUCUGGAAAUCAAUGUGAGGAUGCAAAUAUGCUAACCAGAAAACGUGUUAAUCGUUUCUUGUACGUUGUUGCAAAAAACGCAAAAGAAAAUGUAAUAUUUGAUUACAUAAAAGAUAAUUAUGACAAAAUAAAACCAAGGGAAGUUAGUACAGUUGCAACAUUUAUUAUUAUGAUUAACCACAUAUAUUCUUCGUUUAAACUUGAUGAGGUAAAUUAUAAUUUUAUCUAUUUAUUAUUAUUUAUAUCAAACCUUAAAAUAAUCUGUUUCAGUGCUGCAAUAGAAGGUGCACUACAUGCUGCAUCACCAUUAGGUGACAGACUUUUAACCGCAAGUGGCUCGAAAGAAGAGAGUAAGACGCAGAAUGUGCUUAGUGCUUACACAAUUGCCGAUCCAGCCGUAAGAAAGAAACAUUGGACUGACUAG